AUGUCACCAUACCAACUAGUAUUUGGCAAGGCUUGCCAUUUACCAGUUGAACUAGAGCAUAGAGCCUUCUGGACUCUAAAACUACUGAAUUUUGAUGAGAAAGCUGCUGGGGAGAAGAGAUUGAUGCAACUCAAUGAACUGGAUAAGUUUAGAAAUCAAGCAUAUGAGAAUGCAAAAAUCUAUAAAGAAAGCACAAAAAGGUGGCAUGACCAAAGGAUAGCAAGGAGAGAGUUCACUGAAGGGCAGAAGGUGUUACUCUACAACUCAAGACUCAAGUUUUUCCCUGGAAAACUUAAGUCUCGUUGGUCAGGACCUUUCACCAUACUCAAGGUGUUUCCCUAUGUCAUGUGGAGCUCAUGGAAGACAAGACCCAGAGAACUUUUUCUGUCAAUGGCCAUUGACUCAAACACUACUUGCAAGGCUCCUUGGAGGAGCAGAGAGUGA
Molecule: messenger RNA, 444 nt
Organism: Arachis stenosperma
Lineage: Eukaryota; Viridiplantae; Streptophyta; Magnoliopsida; Fabales; Fabaceae
Exons: 1
Coding region: 1-444 (147 amino acids)
Source: RefSeq, a predicted model, not a curated record